AUGGCUCCGAUUAUUUCCUUCAUCAUUGGCUUACUGCUGGCCGUGAGGGCCUUUGCGGACCCGUUCGAGAAGCUCUUCAGUAUCCCCGAGGGAUGGACACUUGAAGGCCCAGCUUCAGAUGACCACUCGCUCAAGCUCCAAAUUGCUCUUCGGCAGGGCGAUGUAGAGGCAUUUGAGAAGAGAGCACUAGAUAUCGCCACGCCCGGCCACCCACAUUACGGGCAACACUUUCAGUCCUACGAGGAAAUGAAGCGUAUGCUCAUGCCCAGGGAUGACACGGUCUCUUUAGUAUCUUCAUGGCUCAAAACUUCCGGCAUCGGGAAUUUUGAAUUGAAUUCUGAUUGGAUGACUUUCACGACCACUGUUGGCGUUGCCAAUAAGCUUCUCAAUACCCACUUCUCUUGGUUCACCAGCAACGAUGUUCCACCUCGCAAGAUUAUUCGUACGCUUGAAUACUCUGUUCCGGAUGAAGUAGCCAGCCACAUCAACCUGAUCCAACCUACUACUCGAUUUGAGGCUUUUCGUACAGCUGGUCGGAUCGUUCAAGCUAUGGAUCAAGUCAGUGGCGACGCACUCGUCCCCUCUGGACCUAGUGGUGUAACCAGGGUCAACUGCGACCAGAGCAUUCUUCCCUACUGUUUGAAGGACCUGUACCAGGUAUAUUACACCCCCGACCCAAAGAGUGGAAGCAAAGUGGGAUUUGCUUCUUUUCUCGGGCAAAACGCCCGAUACAGGGACCUUGCUCAAUUUGAGGAUAUUGUUUUACAAGGUGCCACCAGCCAAAAUGUUACCAAGGUUCUGUUCAAUGGCGCUAUCAAUGACCAAAGCUCUACAGCCGAUAGUACCGAAGCCAACUUGGACGUGCAGUACAUAGUUGAUAUGGCUCAUCCCCUGCCGGUUACCGAGUAUAUCACUGACGGUCUGGGCCCCUUUAUCCCGAACCCGUUUGAACCUAACCAAUCCUACAACCAAGAUGAGCCAUACCUUGAGUUUCUCCACUCAAUCCUUAAGCUACCUCAGGAGGAUCUACCGCAGGUACUCUCCACCUCUUAUGCUGAGAAUGAGGAAAACGUGCCCAAGUCAUAUGCCUUGAGCGUGUGCAACCUCUAUGCACAACUCGGCUCCCGCGGCGUCUCUGUUAUCUUUGCUUCGGGAGACUUGGGACCAGGUGCCAUAUUUGAAUCCAACGAUGGAAAGAAGACUCCCAAGUUCCAGCCUAUAUACCCUGCAACAUGUCCAUGGGUUACCUCCGUCGGAUCCACAACUUAUCUCAACCAGACGGCCACCAGUUUCUCCUCUGGCGGUUUCUCCAAUUACUGGGCGCGUCCAUCUUAUCAAGAUCAUGCAAUUCAUCAGUAUCUCAAACACCUUGGCCAAAAGAACAGUCAAUACUUCAACGCUUCUGGACGUGGCUCCCCCGAUGUGUCAGCGCAAGGUAUUAAUUUCGUUGUUUAUGACAAAGGUAAAUGGACGUAUCAAUUCGGUACUUCAGCCUCCGCCCCUACCGUUGCUGGCAUCAUUGCUCUUCUCAACGACGCAAGAUUGAGGGCUAAACAGGCUCCGCUGGGCUUUCUGAAUCCUCUGUUAUACGCACAUCCUCAUACACUAAACGAUGUCGUGCUUGGCGGAAGCAAAGGAUGUGACGGCACUCGGCCGUUUACCGGUGUGCCGAACGGUACUCCGGUUAUCCCGUAUGCGGGUUGGAAUGCGACAGUUGGAUAG
Messenger RNA from Exserohilum turcica Et28A, 1722 nucleotides. RefSeq lists its product as uncharacterized. The transcript has 2 exons. Lineage: Eukaryota; Fungi; Ascomycota; Dothideomycetes; Pleosporales; Pleosporaceae. Gene Ontology annotation, biological process: proteolysis. The record is from RefSeq and is a predicted model, not a curated record. Bases 1 to 1722 code for a protein of 573 amino acids. Gene Ontology annotation, molecular function: tripeptidyl-peptidase activity; serine-type endopeptidase activity.